CUCUUAGCAUUCAUGUUAAUUGUUGAUUGUAAAGUCGAAAUCAAAUAAGAAUUAUUCAUACUGGAAGAAAUUAUGAAGAUGGCAAAGGAACAGAAAGAAAGCGAGAAAAAUAAGGCCACAUAAAACUAAUAUUACCGAUAAUAACAAUUACAAUUUAAGGUAUAACAUGAGGUUUUCCCGGGGCAGUGAUCAAGUUAACUCAAACAAUAAUGUGAUUACAUGAAAGAAUCGAGUCAAAUAUAAAGUUGAUCCGAAAGUUAACAGUUGAAACUUCAUUCUAAAGUCUACCAACAAAUCAACUUAUCAUUUCCACCAUCUUCAUCAAAAGCCAUCUUCAACUUUAAUAAAUUAUGUUAGUCUACUUAAUAGUGAUAUUAUUGAAAACUCUAUUGCUCUCAGAUUUGGCCAAUUGUCAGUACAAUUCACCCGAGCCAAUUGAUUUACCCACAAAUUUAACGCAAGAUCAUUAUCACAACAACAAUAACGAUCGAGCUCGUUUAUUGCGCCCAUCUCUGUUUCGUCCAUCAAUAUUUCACAUUGUUACCUUUCCAAAUGAUGAAUGUUUUGAUGCCUCCAAUCAAAGUGGUACCUGUUAUACUUCGGCCGAGUGUAAAGCAUAUGGUGGAACUGGAACUGCGAGUUGUGCCAAAGGUUAUGGAACUUGUUGUAUCAUUUCAAGAUCUUGCCAUAAUACGACUUCCCAAAAAGUGGUCUAUUUUAAAAAUCCAUCUUAUCCAUCAAUUGAUACUCAACCUAAUUACUGUGAUUUAACUAUUGAAGUUAAAGAUACAAAUGUUUGUCAGAUUCGUCUUGAUCUUCUUGAUUUACAAUUAGAUCCACCGACAAACGGUGAAUGUCUGGGAGACAAAUUUUCAGUAUCAGCAACUGGAUUAGCAACAAAUAGUAUUCCAACUCUUUGUGGACUUAAUCGCAAUCAACAUCUUUAUAUCAACCUUCCUCAAGGUGAAAAAGAACGGUCUGCUUCUUUACUCUUUAUGACCAAUAGUAAUGGAGGUUAUCGAUGGCAUAUCAGAGCGACACAAAUCCAAUGUAUUCAAGAGGUUAAUGGAUCUCGUCAACGAGUUCGAAGACAAUUAUUUUCUCCUCGAGCCGAAUUGAAAGUAUCCGUUCCAGCACCACCAGGCUGUCUUCAAUAUUUCACCACUUCUUCCGGAGUCAUUGAAAGCUUUAAUUUUGGCCAAUAUCUCAAUAAUUUAGAUUAUGCCAUCUGUAUUGAAAGAAUGUCAAAUACUUGUAGAGUCUCCUUCAGCUCAGCUCCAGGGGACUGGUCAAUUACUCGUUCAGAUGGCGUUAAUCAGCACAUGUCUGGUGUCGGUGAUAAUCAAUGCUCUACUGAUUACCUUUUAAUCCCAGGAGCUUCGAGAACUGGAGAUGGGCGAACCUUUGAUCGCUAUUGUGGAGGUGUUCUUAACUAUAUGGAAGGCCGUGAAAAUACAGCUCCUUUGGUUACCAAAGCUUAUGGGCCCAUUGUAUUGAGAUUUCACUCUGGAACAGGACGGACAUUCAAUAGCAUUGAUGAUUUUGAAUCCAAGUCUGGUUUCAGAUUGAGAUUUGAACAGAGCGAUGUAAAUUGUUUAUCUUCGGAGACUCUUAAUAAUGAAUUUACAGAUUAUACAAAUGGAGGUAUCAUAACUGGAAUCAAUGCUAAUGUACAACCUGGUAAUAGCAAUGGAGCCUAUUUUGGUGCAUCUAAUUAUCCUAUUACUUCUCAGAAAAGUCGACAAAAUGGUAAACGAAUGCGAAUUUGAAAUUUUUCAAUGCACCUUCAUUUUUCUCUGAUGAUCAUAUCCAUCAAAAAUUGUAUUUUAUUAACAUUGAGAUGAUAUCAAUAAAUUUUGUACUUGUUCCAAUUCAAA
Messenger RNA from Tetranychus urticae (two-spotted spider mite), 1877 nucleotides. RefSeq lists its product as uncharacterized. The record is from RefSeq and is a predicted model, not a curated record. Lineage: Eukaryota; Metazoa; Arthropoda; Arachnida; Trombidiformes; Tetranychidae.